AUGGGAAAGAUGUGGUCCGUAGAUCAAGGAAACGAUGUCAAGCUUCGGAUCCGACUGGGCCAGAUGGCUCUCAAAGAUGGCUGGCUGACGCGUACCGCUGCGCGUUCGCUGCAAAAGGUUCGGCCGGCACCAUCGCAAGUCAUUCAUUCUAUGGUGAACCUGGAAAAUCAGCGUCAGCGUGUGCGUUCUCAGCAGUUGGCUGCUCCAUCCCACGCGGAAUGGUGGCUCAUCUGUGGCUCGGAACGGAAACAAGCCUCAGAGCCAAGAGAGGGGGGAACCGACCGUCAAGGAACUGCUGUGGUGCAAUUUGUGGCUCAACCCACCAGCGAACAACGAAACGACAUGUGGCUGGGGAGCCGGGAUUGGGCCCGGGAUAACGACAGCCCUGGGACAGGGUCCGGAGCAGGCAUCGGAGUUUGCAACAAUGCAACCUCUUUGACCCUCUCCUAG
Messenger RNA from Coccidioides immitis RS, 450 nucleotides. RefSeq lists its product as uncharacterized. The record is from RefSeq and is a predicted model, not a curated record. The transcript has 4 exons. The coding region runs from base 1 to 450 and encodes 149 amino acids. Lineage: Eukaryota; Fungi; Ascomycota; Eurotiomycetes; Onygenales; Onygenaceae.